AUGUCUGUGGACACAUCUAGUUCAUCAUUACCGUCCCGGAUAGCAUCGCUGGUUCAUGCACAUUUCGAUGCUCUGCCAACACGCACUGUCAAAGGAGAAAACACACAUUCUGAAAGUCUGACCUGCAUAUCUGUCACGAGUGGCGCAAAAUGCUUGUCAGCAUCUCACAUCCCACGCUGUAGGGGUCUUGUACUACAUGACUGUCACGCCGAGAUAUUGGCCAUCCGAGCAUUCAAUUAUUGGCUCUUGACAGAAUGCAACAGUGUCCUAUUUCGGGAGAAGCAAUUACCGAAUGGCCAUGAUACUUGUACCCUCGAUAAUGAGAAAAUCUCAGAUUCCCCAUUUAUACAAAGGAGAGAGAUUGAAGAGGAUGAAGAUAAUACUAGUACACCGCCCACAGAAUGGCCGCCUUUUAAGCUUCGGCCUGAUAUCAAGAUUUACAUGUAUUGCACAUGUGCUCCCUGCGGCGAUGCGAGCAUGGAGCUCUGCAUGGCAGCUCAAGAAGACGCUACACCGUGGGAGAUUUCACAGCAAGAAGCCUCUUUGUCAGAAAUCCAAGACGCAGAGCUCCCAGAUACAGAGACCCUUCUAGAUGGCCGGGCCCAUUUCUCUCUUCUCGGGGUCGUACGUCGAAAGCCAGCACGAAUGGACGCCGAGUCCACACGCAGCAAGUCCUGCUCAGACAAGCUUGCAUUACGGCAGGUUUCCUCCUUGCUGUCCUGUGAGACCAGUCGCCUCAUUGCUCCUACAGAAAACGCCUAUCUAGCAGGUCUGAUUCUUCCUGAGGACGAAAUAAGCCAAGUUGGCUGUGCCCGUUCCUUUGGCGAGAAUGGCCGAAUGCAGCCUUUGGGUGGGCGAUAUUGGCCUAGAGGGGCAAAUUUCAAAGAAAGCACACCAGGAUAUCGAUUCCGGCCAUUCCAGGUUCUUUCGGUGCCGAGUGAAGAGGUGACAGCACUUUGGCGUUUCGCUAAGCCCAAAUCCGGGCCUCUUCCUGCAGCUUCUGUGGAGCAGCAAGGAGACCCUUCGAGCCCCGGUACAAAUGUUAGGAAGACCAGGCCAGGGAAUGUGAGCGCCAUUUGGGUAUUGGCUCCCUCGUAUCAUCACCCAUUGGUAAUGACCAUGGAUACCGGCAGCAAGUCAGUGCCAACUCUUUGCCGUUCCAAGACUGGUUUGUAUGAGACUAUCAUCAACGGUGUGAAGCAAGGAAACCGGGCAUCCUCACCUGGUGCCCGUGGAGCCUCUUCUCUAUCCCGAGCCAAGCUUUGGUCUCUAUUUCGCGAAAUUGGGCCUACAUCCGUUCCACGCACCUAUACAACUGAUGUCUCCCCAGCCGGACCGUUAUUGGGGACUGAAGAUUCUCAUAUCAAGGCAGUUCAACAACACAUGCCAGAUAUAACCACCUACCAGGAUUUCAAAAAUCCUACCAGAUUAGGAGACCCGUUGCAAAUCCGUAUGCAGGCCAUCAGGGAUGCGAAAGUGGUUCUCAAGGGAUGGAUUCCUAAUGCAGGAGAUGAAUCUUGGGGCUUGGAUGUUUUGGUUGACCCCAAAAAGCGAAAGCGUUGA
Messenger RNA from Penicillium roqueforti, 1563 nucleotides. Its product is annotated as tRNA-specific adenosine deaminase. The coding region runs from base 1 to 1563 and encodes 520 amino acids. Lineage: Eukaryota; Fungi; Ascomycota; Eurotiomycetes; Eurotiales; Aspergillaceae. The record is from RefSeq and is a predicted model, not a curated record. The transcript is spliced from 4 exons. Gene Ontology annotation, molecular function: RNA binding; tRNA-specific adenosine-37 deaminase activity. Gene Ontology annotation, biological process: tRNA wobble adenosine to inosine editing.